This is a messenger RNA of Empidonax traillii (willow flycatcher), 2781 nucleotides long. It is a transcript of the gene GABRA6, whose product is annotated as gamma-aminobutyric acid type A receptor alpha6 subunit. The record is from RefSeq and is a predicted model, not a curated record. Gene Ontology annotation, cellular component: postsynapse; GABA-A receptor complex; dendrite membrane. Gene Ontology annotation, molecular function: GABA-A receptor activity; benzodiazepine receptor activity; GABA-gated chloride ion channel activity. Lineage: Eukaryota; Metazoa; Chordata; Aves; Passeriformes; Tyrannidae. Gene Ontology annotation, biological process: regulation of postsynaptic membrane potential; gamma-aminobutyric acid signaling pathway; chloride transport. The transcript has 11 exons. The coding region runs from base 116 to 1513 and encodes 465 amino acids.
ACACAGCAGGGCCCAGGCCCCGAGGCUGAGGCACAGCCUGGCCGGAGCCGCAGGGAGGAUGAGCUCCAGCUGACGGCUCUGGGGGCACCGAGGCGUCCCCGCACACCCCUGCGGCAUGGCUCUGCUCAUCGCCUGGGCUUGGGUGGUCGUGAGCGUGGGGAAGGCGCUGGGGGACCAGGGCGACGGGGCGGACCUCUACUCGGAAAACAUCACCCGGAUCCUCGACAAGUUGUUGGACGGCUACGACAACAGGCUCCGGCCGGGAUUUGGAGGCGCCGUGACCGAAGUGAAAACGGACAUCUACGUGACCAGCUUCGGGCCCGUGUCCGACGUGGAGAUGGAAUACACUAUGGAUGUCUUCUUUCGACAAACAUGGACUGAUGAGAGAUUGAAGUUUAGUGGGCCAACUGAAAUUUUGAGAUUGAACAAUUUAAUGGUCAGUAAAAUUUGGACACCAGACACAUUUUUUAGAAACGGAAAAAAAUCAAUUGCUCAUAAUAUGACAACUCCUAACAAACUUUUUAGAAUUAUGCAGAAUGGAACUAUUCUUUACACAAUGAGACUAACCAUUAAUGCUGAUUGUCCUAUGCGGUUGGUAAACUUCCCUAUGGAUGGACAUGCUUGUCCACUGAAGUUUGGAAGCUAUGCUUAUCCAAAAAGUGAAAUAAUUUAUACCUGGAAAAAAGGACCCCUGCAUUCUGUAGAAGUACCACAGGAGUCUUCCAGUCUUCUCCAGUAUGACCUCAUUGGACAAACUGUAUCUAGUGAAACAAUUAAAUCUAACACAGGUGAAUAUUCCCUUCAGCUGCUCUAUUUCCAUCUUCAAAGAAAAAUAGGCUACUAUCUCAUUCAGACAUACAUUCCAUGCAUCAUGACUGUAGUCCUGUCUCAAGUUGUGUUUUGGAUCAACAAAGAAUCUGUUCCAGCAAGAACCGUGGCUGGAAUCACUACAGUUCUAACAAUGACCACUCUCAGCAUCAGUGCACGUCAUUCUUUGCCCAAGGUGUCCUAUGCCACUGCCAUGGAUUGGUUCAUCGCUGUGUGUUUUGCCUUUGUUUUCUCUGCACUUAUUGAGUUUGCAGCUGUCAACUACUUCACCAACCUUCAGACUCAGAGAGCAAUGAGGAAGGCAGCCAGGGCAGCAGCACUGGCAGCAGCACUAUCAGCAGCAACUGUACCGGCAGAGGACGAGAUUGUCUCGCAUUCUGACUCCAACUCUAACCUGAAGAAGCGAGUAAACUCUGUAACAUGUCAGGCAGAUCAGUCUCCUGAACCCAGCAUAAUAUCAAACAGUGCAUCCCAGUGCCAACCCUUGUCUGUUCCUCCACCAGCCCCACCACAACCACCAGCUAUUGGAGGCGCAAGUAAAAUAGACCAGUAUUCCAGAAUCCUCUUUCCAGUGGCAUUUGCAGGAUUCAACCUGGUGUACUGGGUUGUUUAUCUUUCAAAAGACACCAUGGAAUUUUUUGAACCUUCUGCAAUGCAUUUUCGAAAUGACCCUCAGUCCAACUGAAGAACUCAAGACUUCAAGGAAAUCCCUUGAGGCCACAUAGGGCUGAAGAGAUGUUUAAAGGAUUUGUCUGUCUGUCCACAGGUGCUUUCUGUUUUCAAACAGGGAAUAUUUCUAUUGGACAUCACCUGGAUGCAAACUCUGGACAAAUCAAGAGCUGUUUAGUGUUCCAGCAAUACUUUCUUAAGAUUUCUUAUAGUGAUUCUACUAUAGAAGUUCUGCUUAAAUUAUUUGGUUUGAUUGUCAAAAGAAAGAACAUGAAUUUGUUCUAAAACUGUUGCAAACAACUGAACGAUUAUAUCGACAUAAAAUAUCAAUAAAAGGAUUUUUAAAAAAAAUAUAGAAUAAGGAUUGCUAAAAGCAGCCUGAUUCUGAAAUGAUUGGCAGUUGCACUGAUUUCCAUCACUUGAUAGUGACCCAAAAUACUGUUGGAAAGAAAUCCCAUGAAAAGGAGCUGCAGUUCCAUAAUGUUUUAAUCUUUUGAUAUAAAAUAUUAAUGAUUAUUUAUUUUUAUUUCAUUUUAAUUUUUAAUUUGAGAUCAUAUUUAUAAAGAAUGAGAUCUAAGAAAAAAAGGAAACAUGAGCUAUUUUUUGUGUGCUUCAGCUGAUCAGCUGCCAUGGUGUGGCUGUUUCUGUUGUGAGUGACCGCGGCAGCAGAGCCAGACUAAUAACAAGCAAUUUCUCAGCAGGAUCUGAAAAUGCAGGACUGAGAUGUCAGGGAGUUUUCAAGGUCUAAAGCUGAAUAGACAGAAAGAUGCAGCUACCCAUCAAGCUAAAUACAGGCCUCCAGCUCCAGGGAACUUCCAGGAAGCAGGUACUGAUAGCUAGUUAAGGAACCAGCUGCAUUUUAUCAGCUGAUUCUACUGAAUUGCCUGUAGCAAGCUCCCUAGACAUUUUUUCCAGACCCAAAGUAGUGUCAGCAUAUUCAGAGUUUAAAGGUAAUAAUAGUUUGUCAUUCUCAACACAAACAACCACAGAAUUUCUUCAUUCACCCUUCAUCUCCAUAAUCCUUCUUUAAAUAUGAUCAGGAAACCUGUGCCUAAUCCAGUCAAACCCACGCCAGUUUUAUUGCAGGUGUAAUGGACAUUGGUAGGAGUCAGAAGCACACAAAGAAGUUUUAGCCAAAAAAAAAUUAGGGAUUUUGUCCUAUUUUGAAAUUAAUUCUAGUAAAAUAAAAUAAUAAAUAACACAUGGAUUCAGGAUAUUCAGAGUCUUUUGCUUUGUCUAAAAAAAAUCUUAAUCCCUGCGAAAAAAUCUUAAUUCCAGUAAGUC